Molecule: messenger RNA, 2224 nt
Organism: Hippocampus zosterae (dwarf seahorse)
Lineage: Eukaryota; Metazoa; Chordata; Actinopteri; Syngnathiformes; Syngnathidae
Gene: blnk
Product: B cell linker
Exons: 22
Coding region: 67-1569 (500 amino acids)
Biological process (GO): cell surface receptor protein tyrosine kinase signaling pathway; intracellular signal transduction
Source: RefSeq, a predicted model, not a curated record
UCAGUCUAUUACUGUACUUCCAGGGGCACACACACUUCAACUUGGAGUGCCCCUGCUGUGAAUGAAAUGAACUUGCCAUCCAGAGAGCAGUGUGACGGGUGGGACCAGCGCCAAGUGGCCUUAUUUAUGAGCAAGAACAAUAUGGAAGACUGUGCUGCUACUACCAACAGAGUGAAAAUAUGGGGACGAAAACUCAUGACCAUAUCAGAUAACGACAUGAGCAAGUUCCAUCAACCGCAGCUUCAAAAGAUUGCUCAGGACAUCCAGAAGAAUGAUUCCAGCUACCUGAAUAAAUUUAGAAGACUGAAAAGCAAACCAGGUCCAGAGGUACCUGUGAGAGACUACAGAGAUGAAGACAUGGUGGGUCCAGAGGAUGCGUAUGAACCAGACUAUGAUAAUGAAAUGUACGACAACCUACAAGAGUGCGAUAUCAACUACGAGCUGCCUCCCAGCCAAAAAGUCUUCACCAGAACCUCUUCUUCAUCCUUCCUAACGUGGGAUUAUCUUGACAGCUGCCAUAAUGGGCCAAAUCUGGGACACAAAAAGGCCUUCAAACGGGGCAAAGAAUCCCGACAACUGCCCCCGGAACACACACAAAUAGACAGUCAUGACGCUGACUACAUCAAUCCAGAUGGCAAUACCGAGGAUGACAACUAUGUGGAACCUGAAGACAAUCCCACUGCGGAUGCUCAGAUGUUUCAUACAAACAGAACCAUGAAAGGCCACCCUAUAUCCCAACUAACUUUACCAAAGUGUCAACCCAGUUCAGAUUUUUAUGAAGUUCCAGACCAAGAGGCUCAUGUUUUGGCAUACAGAGCACAAAUGAUGAGAUCACCCUGUGCUGUAAGUGUGCAUAAACGUGAGAUCAUCCAGGAGCAUCUGGCUGAAAGUGACUCGUCAUACGAAGUGUGGGAUCAUGACGACAAGCCAGCCAAACAUUUGCCAAAAGGGCCAGCAAAACCUCCCUUCAGGCUGGCACAAACUAUAAAACAGAGAGACUUUGAGCGUCGAACACUACCAAUGAUUGACCCUGAUCGUAAAGCACAUCCUCCAAAAUCGCUUACUCUGGAUAUGAAUUUUCCAAAGACACCUUUUCCAAACGCCAACUUCCUCAAACAAACUGACAGUGAAUCUCUUGGAAAUGGGGCCACAGACCAACACAAGGAUUCAGAGGUGUAUGAGAAGCCAUGGUUUGCUGGGGAAUGUGACCGUAAGACUGCAGAAGAGCUACUGUUUCACGCAAAUCAAGACGGGGCCUUCAUGGUGAGGAAGAGUUCCAGGCAGGACGCAAAUCAGCCCUACACAUUGGUGGUGUAUUAUAAAGGCAGAGUGUACAACAUCCCAAUCCGGUUGAUACACACGCACACAAGACAGCAGUACGCACUGGGGAGGGAAAAAAAAGGAGAAGAGUAUUUCCACAGCGUCUCUCACAUCAUCGAACACCACCAGAAGAACCCUCUGGUGUUGAUUGACAGCAAGAGCAACACCAAGGAUUCUGCCAGGCUGCGUUUUCCUGUGAAACAACCAACCACAUCUGGACAUCACUGCCAGACUUCUAAAGCAUUCUAACCCUCGUCUGUGAUGCCCGCGGAAUAAGCAGGCUCGCCAUGGAGCACUGAAUUAGCAGACUCAGAAGACUUUCAACAUGUUUAUUGAGAUGCUUUGCAAUUCUCCAGCAGUAAUUCAUUCUAAAUUAACAAAAAGGCUGAGAAAGUGUUGCUAGAGCAGAAGCAGGAUUUUUUUUUUUUUUAAAGACGGCAACUUUCAAGCAAUACGUAACUCGGUUCCUUUAACCAUGUCACCAACAACUUGCACUUAUUCUCUGAUCAACAAAUAAUGCUCAUGCAGAUUGAUUGCAUAACAAAACCAAUUAAGGCACUUAAUGAAAAUAUCUUACUCUUACACGGUACCAAGAGCUCAACUAUGUACAAUUAGAAACCUCUUGUCUGAGCUGAAGGUUUGCUAUUUACAGUGAGUCACAGACAGGGAUGGUCCUGGAAUGACAUACACACAAACACACACACACUUUCUGUGCUGUCAAUACUGAGAUCUAAUGGCUGCUUUACAAAAUGUUUUGCCAAAGGAGACCGGUUUGAGAUUGUUGUUGGCUUGGGGUGAAGUAAAGGAAAUCGAAAUCCUCCUUUCAUAGUGCAAGUUUAAAAAAAAAUAGAUUAUCAUUUUCAAGUCAAACAAAAGUAAACUACAUUGGAGGGAGAGCCAUCCA